Messenger RNA from Hevea brasiliensis (rubber tree), 2290 nucleotides. Its product is annotated as monocopper oxidase-like protein SKS1. Lineage: Eukaryota; Viridiplantae; Streptophyta; Magnoliopsida; Malpighiales; Euphorbiaceae. The transcript is spliced from 9 exons. Gene Ontology annotation, molecular function: oxidoreductase activity; copper ion binding. The record is from RefSeq and is a predicted model, not a curated record. The coding region runs from base 141 to 1922 and encodes 593 amino acids. Gene Ontology annotation, cellular component: plasma membrane.
ACAACUCUCCAAUAUAAAAAACGAACAGCCCCUCUCUCUCUCUCUCUCUCAUUCCCAGUGUAUUCUCAUUUCUCUACUAUGUAAAAUCAUCAUUCAAAUCUCUUCAAGCAUCGGCUCUUGACUGGAAUCCCAUACCCUCCAUGGCUCUGCUUCGCUUCUUUCUGUUUCCUUUAAUUCACAUUGCCUUGUUUUCCACCCUCUGUUUUGCGGCAGACCCUUCUGUCUCCUAUGAAUUUAGGCUUUCUUACAUCACUGCCUCUCCUCUGGGUGUUCCUCAGCAGGUUAUAGCAGUGAAUGGCAAGUUUCCUGGUCCUGUUAUUAAUGCUACUACUAAUUACGUUGUUAUUGUUAAUGUAUGGAAUGACUUGGAUGAUGAAAAUCUCCUGAUGACUUGGCCUGGGAUCCAAAUGCGGCGUGAUUCAUGGGAGGAUGGUGUUCUUGGCACGAAUUGUCCAAUUCCUCUCAAACAGAAUUAUACUUAUAAUUUUCAAGUCAAAGAUCAGAUUGGGAGCUUUUUCUACUUUCCAUCCCUGAAUCUUCAAAGAGCAUCUGGUGGUUUUGGUCCCUUUAUUAUUAGUAACCGAGAAAUUAUCCCAAUUCCUUUUACCCAGCCUGAUGGGGAUAUUAUCCUUCUAAUUGGUGACUGGUAUACACAAAAUCACACGGCAUUGAGAACUGCCCUUGACUCUGGAAAAGACCUUGGCAUGCCAGAUGGAGUUUUAAUUAAUGGGAAGGGGCCUUACAGAUACAACACAACAUUUGUGCCUGAUGGUAUUGAGUAUGAAACUAUUCAAGUUGAUCCAGGCAAAACUUAUCGACUGCGUGUGCACAAUGUUGGGACUUCAACUAGUUUGAACUUCAGAAUCCAGGGUCACAAUCUACUUCUUGUGGAAACAGAGGGACAUUAUACAUCGCAACAAAAUUUUACUAGCUUUGACAUUCAUGUGGGUCAAUCCUAUUCUUUUUUGGCAACCAUGGAUCAGAAUGCAACUUCUGAUUAUUACAUUGUGGCAAGCGCUCGGUUUGUGAACGAAUCACUUUGGCAAAGAGUCACAGGUGUUGCUGUCUUGCAUUAUUCGAAUUCAAAAGGACCAGUAUCUGGUCCUCUGCCAGAGGCACCAAGUGACGUUUACAACCAGUGGGCAGCAAUGACUCAGCCAAGAUCCAUCAAGCAAAAUACAACUGCAAGUGGAGCUCGCCCUAACCCACAGGGAUCUUUUCACUAUGGUCAAAUAAAUAUCACUGAAACAUAUAUAUUGAGGAUCUUGCCUCCAGUUACAAUUGAUGGGAAACAACGUGCAACUCUGAAUGGGAUAUCAUUUGUCAAUCCUGAUACACCGAUCAGGCUUGCUGACCUGCACAAUGUGAAGGGAGCUUACAAACUUGAUUUUCCUGAUAAGCCACUUGAUAGGCCUCCCCGAAUGGACAUAUCUGUCAUUAAUGCUACAUAUAAAGGUUUUAUCCAGGUUGUAUUGCAGAACAAUGACACCAAAAUGCUAAGCUUUCACAUGGAUGGUUAUUCAUUUUUUGUGGUUGGGAUGGACUGGGGGGUGUGGACUGAGGACAAAAAAAGUUCAUAUAAUAAAUGGGAUGCUAUUUCUCGCUGCACAGUAGAGGUUUACCCUGGGGGAUGGACAGCAGUCCUGGUCUCUCUGGACAAUGUUGGAGUAUGGAAUCUUAGAGUAGAAAACCUUGACAGAUGGUAUCUGGGCCAUGAAACAUAUAUGAGAAUCAUCAAUCCCGAGGAAAACGGUGAAACAGAGAUGGCUCCACCUUAUAACGUUAGAUAUUGCGGUGCCCUACAAGGGUUGCAGAAGACGUCAACUCUCUCCUCCGCUAUAUCCAUUCAUGGGGCUAGCAAAUCAAUGGGGUUUUUCUCUCUGCUGAAUGCACUUUGUGCCUUAUUUUUCAUUUUCGGGUAAACUUUUCUACCGGUUGGAUAGGAGAAUUCUAUUUUAGGCAAGGGGUUGCUUGUAUUGGCUGUAGUUGUAGGCGUAAUGUUAACCGUUGGGGAUACUUGAAUUGCAUAGUUGGAUUAGAUUUGCAACUUCUUUUUUUUUUUUUUGGUGCAGUAGAAAAUUUUGAGGUUGCUAUGACAUUUUUCUUUUCAUUGAGUCUGUGGGGUGCUCUGCCCUUUUAAUUGUAAUUUAGUAGGUCAUUGGGCAUCUAUCAUUUCUGAUCUCAAAGUUACCCUUUCUUUCCGUAGAACCUGACCUUUCAUACGAGAAUUUUAUUUGUCCUGUAUAAUAUUUGAUAACUUAUGAUAAUGUUCAACACUAGUCAAGGAUCA